AUGCCUUUCUCUCGCCUUGCUCUGCCUAUCGCGGCCCUGUCCUACUCGCAACGCGCGGCCACUCGAAUCCGAGAACAGAGAUCUGACUACAAGCUCAAGGCAGAACAGGGGCCUGAUGAGGCUCCGAAACCGCCGAGCCAGGCCAAUUCAGUCGAUCCAGCUGACCCCAACGAAGACCCAGGGCCAAACGAUUUGAACAGGUUGGGUGACGACUUGGACGCCGUUUCUGCCUUCAAGCCUGACGAGAAGCUCGCCCAAGUACAAAAACAGCAUGACUAG
Messenger RNA from Hirsutella rhossiliensis, 279 nucleotides. RefSeq lists its product as uncharacterized. NCBI's taxonomy places the organism in Eukaryota, Fungi, Ascomycota, Sordariomycetes, Hypocreales, Ophiocordycipitaceae. The transcript has a single exon. The record is from RefSeq and is a predicted model, not a curated record. The coding region runs from base 1 to 279 and encodes 92 amino acids.